AUAGUAUAAUGUGAUAGAUUGAUAGUAGUGGACAAAUUCUUUUAUAAACUUGUCAUUUAUUUGUGUAAAUUCAGUGAGAUAAAUAAGAAUAAUGUCGUAUUUAACGAGAAAGGAAAUCGACGAGAUGAAGCCGCAGAUCGAGAAAGCGGUGCACAAAUUUCUCGGGUUUAGCGAACCAGCAAUCGUUACAACUGCUGUGAAUUGUAUCACUUCUGGCUAUGAUAAACGUAAAACAGCAGAUAAAUUAUCAGCGUUGUUAGAAGACAUGAAGGCUACAAAAUUAACGGAAAAAAUAUUCACAAUAUACGAUGAUACUAAGGCAGCGCAAAAAAGUAAGAAGCGGUCUCAUCCUGAAGAUAAGGAUAAAGACAAAGACGCAAAGAAAUCUAGAUUCAGGGACGAUGAGGCAAAAACCGAGAAACCCAUAGAGACACAACUCUCUGCAGAUAAGAUAAGGCAAAUGAUGGCUAACGCACAAAAAGAAAUUGAAGAAAGGAAAAGAGCUUUGAAAGCAAUAAAGCAAGAAGACGCUUCAGCAAAACCCUUGUUUAAGGGUCGUGAUGCAUUGCCGACAGUAGGAAGCAUGUACAAUCAGGGCCUAUUAAGCAAGACGGAUUCGGAUAAAGCGCGGAAGAUAGCUGCGCUGCAAGCGCAGAUAAGAAAUAAACUGAACUCAGGAUUACUUGGUAACGUCAACGUACCGGACAAGCCGACUCCCUUAAUUCUGGACGAGUCUGGGAGAACGGUGGACAUAACGGGGAAGGAAGUGCAACUUACUCAAGUAGUGCCUACACUGAAAGCCAAUAUACGCGCGAAGAAGAGGGAGGAGUUCAAGGCUCAGCUGCAAGAGUCAAAGGGCCCUGAGGAGAUACAGGACACCCACUUCUUCGACACGAGAAUAGGAGUGAAGCCAUCGAUGCGCGGCAAGCGUUCGCUGAAGUUUCACGAACCGGGGAAAUUCCAGCAGCUAGCUGAGAGAAUGCGCAUGAAGAUGCAGUUAGAGAAAUUGCAAAAUGAGAUUAGUCAAAUCGCUAGGAAAACCGGAAUUAGUUCGGCGACCAAGUUAGCUCUGAUUGCGCCUAAGACGGAGGCUCUCUCGGAGGACGUGCCUAACAUAGAGUGGUGGGAUUCUGUCAUAUUGACGGGCGGAUAUGUGAACGAAACUGAAUCCACGGCAAUUAAGAGUUCGACCAUUACCAAUCUAGUGGAGCACCCAACGCAAAUACGGCCGCCGACGGAUCCCCUGAAGCCAAUAUACAUGCCUGUGUUUCUCACGAAGAAAGAGCGUAAGAAAUUGAGGAGGCAGAACAGGCGGGAGACGUGGAAGGAAGAGCAGGAGAAGAUCCGAUUAGGCCUGGAGCCUCCACCGGAGCCAAAAUUGCGGAUCUCGAAUCUGAUGCGAGUUUUGGGGACCGAGGCGGUGCAGGAUCCUACGAAAAUCGAAGCUCACGUUCGACAGCAAAUGGCUAAGAGAUUGAAGGCCCACGAGGACGCGAAUGCGGCACGGAGACUCACUGCCGAUCAGCGUCGCGAGAAGAAGGCGAGGAAACUCAAGGAAGACACCAGUCUUGGCGUACACGUUUCUGUUUACAGAAUACGUGAUCUCAUCAACAAUGCUUCGAAAAAGUUCAAAGUAGAGACGAACGCGAAGCAACUUUACCUUACCGGUUGCGUGAUGUUGUUCCGGGACUGUAACGUUGUCGUGGUGGAAGGUGGGACGAAACAGUUGGCCAAAUACAAACGACUGAUGAUGCAUCGCAUUAAAUGGGAGGAGGACAUAGUGAAGGACAAUGACGGGAACAAUGUGUCGAACAAGUGCGUUCUCGUUUGGGAGGGAACAACCAAGCAGCGUCAUUUCGGGGAGAUUAAGUUCAAAGUGUGCCCGAUCGAGAAAAUGGCCCGGGAGCACUUCAAGAAGCAUCAGGUGGAACAUUAUUGGGACCUCGCUUACAGUGGCGCGGUGCUCGAUAACACGGAUGAUGUACGCUCCUAAGAUGUAAUCAUGUAAAAAGAAAUUUAAGCAUACAAUUAUAGUUAUUGUGACGACAAGAUUACAAGUAAUUUCUGUACACUUGAUAAGAUUAUACGCUUCAGGAACAAAGAAGAUAUAUAAUGGGUAACACACAUAGAAAAGUAACACGUGAAUAAAUGUAUAAUAUGUUCAUUGCUUCC
Messenger RNA from Ooceraea biroi (clonal raider ant), 2172 nucleotides. It is a transcript of the gene Prp3, whose product is annotated as pre-mRNA processing factor 3. Gene Ontology annotation, biological process: mRNA splicing, via spliceosome. Lineage: Eukaryota; Metazoa; Arthropoda; Insecta; Hymenoptera; Formicidae. The record is from RefSeq and is a predicted model, not a curated record. Gene Ontology annotation, cellular component: U4/U6 x U5 tri-snRNP complex.